AGGGCCAUGCCGGAUAUUAGUGCCAUCGGGUCGGGGUUUCAGAUCAUCGUUGCUGGCACGGAGAGUCAGGUGCUCGGCACGAGCGCCAGCGCGCCCACGGUGGCGGCCAUGAUUGCGCUGGUCAAUGAUGCGCGGCUGCGAGCGGGCAAGAAGAGCUUGGGCUGGCUGAACCCGUUGCUGUACGAGGCUAAGGUCAGGAGCGUGCUGAGGGAUGUUGUUGAGGGAGAGAGCAUGGGAUGCAGAUUCCCGGACGGGGAGGUUUCGCCGGGGUGGUCUUCGGUUGCGGGAUAUGAUUGCGUAACGGGGCUCGGAGUGGUUGACGACUUUAAUGACUUUAUGGCUGCUCUUCUAUAG
Molecule: messenger RNA, 354 nt
Organism: Canariomyces notabilis
Lineage: Eukaryota; Fungi; Ascomycota; Sordariomycetes; Sordariales; Chaetomiaceae
Product: subtilisin-like protein
Exons: 1
Biological process (GO): proteolysis
Molecular function (GO): serine-type endopeptidase activity; tripeptidyl-peptidase activity
Source: RefSeq, a predicted model, not a curated record